GUAACAUUGCCAUGCCGGCAGGACAAAAGUUGACAAUUUGACGAAAAGCCUGAAACUCUUGAAGGACAUGGAGCUGGAACUGGACGUGGUUGACUCCCUGCAAGCGCUGGCCUACAAAGGGCCCUGCCUGCAGCAGGAUGACCUAAGUCGCGCCCUGGAUUCUGGAAUCGGAAAUUCGGAAUUGCGAGAAGUGAUCUACUGGCUCGCUCACGAAUUACACGUUCUGCGGAAAACCGAUGAACGGGUGAGUUCCAGCCAAAAGGAUAACGACGAGUUCGCCUUCGAGUUGUCCUUGUUGCUUACGGAAUUGGGCUGCCCAUACCGCCGGUUGGUACAGGGAGCCAUGGAUAAGCGUUUUAAGGACCGGGAUGCACUGGUCCAACUUCUAGAGUACCUCACAUCCGAACUGAUGACCACCAAGAUGGUCCUCAAGUCCCAGCCCGUCGGUCCGCCCUGUAAACGUUCAAAAACCGAUUCUAAUAUCCAGCAGACUGUAGAAAAUUUGGCUAAGGAUCUUCAACUAGGCGAAAUUCCGAAGAACAUCAAUACUAAACUGCUUUUUGAAAAGAUAACACCCCGCUUGGACCAGGCUUUGAAGCAAACUAAUCGCCAGGUGCUCAGCGAACCGCUACUGAAGCUUAAGAAACCCUUGAGUGAUGCACAAUGGCGUGUUUUGGAAUCCCUGCAUCGAGACUUGGAGGCGGAGUAUAAUCUUCGACGUCAGAUGAUGACCACCCGACUGGAGGCCACCGUGCAGAGCUUUCAGUGGUCUGAGUCUAUGCGCCAACGCUCCAAUGAGAUUAUGAACCGCUUCAAUGACAAGAUGAGAGAACUGGAGCAGUUCAGAUUAGGCGGAGAACAGACAGACAUGGUGGCCCUUCUGGCAGCUCGUUCGGAUCUGGCUAUAAUCGAGAAGACAAGUUCAGCAAAUGUGAGAAAGAAUACGGCAUCCAAAAUUCAAAAACACGUGAUGGGACGGGUUCCCGAUCGUGGAGGCAGGGCCAAUGAACAUGCUCCUCCGCCACCAGAGAUGCCUUCCUGGCAGCAGCAAAGGGCUAGUGGUCCUCCAGGUGGUGGACGUGGUGGAGGAGGUAAUUUCAGAGGAGGAAGAGGAGGUGGUGGCGGCGGUGGAAGAGGUGGUGGACAGGGAGGCGGUGGAGGAGGAGGUGGCAACUGGCAGCAACCUCAACAGCAGCAGCAAUAUCAAAGCCAAAACCAACGAGAUCAUAGUCGCGAGAGAAAUGAUCAGCAAUGGAUCAGCGGCAGUGGACGUGUCCAGGGAACAGGAUGGAAUCCACAGGGUGGACGAGGAGGCGGUGGCGGUGGCGGCGGAGGCGGAGGCGGACGUGGCGGUGGAGGAGGUCGUGGCGGAUACCGUGGCGGAUAUCGAUGAUCCCUGGCUCCUGCAGUGCUCCCUAUACCCGAAACGACUGAUCCUUCUAUAACCCAUUAACAUUACUUUCCUUAGCUGCACGCAUAACCCAGUUUUAUUUAUUGCGAAAUCGAAUGAAUUUGUUUAUAAUUGCAAAUGGACAGCCAUUUAUAAAAUAAACUAUAUAUGUCAUCUAUUUGCCAGCAAA
Messenger RNA from Drosophila eugracilis, 1580 nucleotides. RefSeq names its product protein FAM98B. Lineage: Eukaryota; Metazoa; Arthropoda; Insecta; Diptera; Drosophilidae. The transcript is spliced from 2 exons. Gene Ontology annotation, cellular component: tRNA-splicing ligase complex. Bases 68 to 1393 code for a protein of 441 amino acids. The record is from RefSeq and is a predicted model, not a curated record.